AUGUGCUCCAGAGUUAUCAUCACAUGGGGUUGUGGCUGCACCGAGACACGGCCUGUAUAUGCGUGCAGCUCUCACGGCCAUUGCGGAGGUGUCGUAGACAAGCCGCAAAGCCAAGAUGGCACUUGCUUCAACUGCCAGAAGCAAGGGAAAUCGUAG
Colletotrichum abscissum is the source of this 156-nucleotide messenger RNA. RefSeq lists its product as uncharacterized. Lineage: Eukaryota; Fungi; Ascomycota; Sordariomycetes; Glomerellales; Glomerellaceae. The coding region runs from base 1 to 156 and encodes 51 amino acids. The transcript has a single exon. The record is from RefSeq and is a predicted model, not a curated record.